Staurois parvus is the source of this 375-nucleotide messenger RNA. The record is from the annotation of a GenBank genome assembly. NCBI's taxonomy places the organism in Eukaryota, Metazoa, Chordata, Amphibia, Anura, Ranidae.
AUGCAGACUGCCUCUACAACAUUUGUGAAAGACUGUACAAUAAGUCCAUCCGUGAAAUUUACUUGCUACUAAAUAUUCCACAGUCAACUGUUAGUGGUAUUAUAACAAAGUGGAAGCAACUGGGAACAACAACAGGCCACGUAAAAUGACAGAGCGGGGUCAGUGCAUGCUGAAGCGCACAGUGCGUGGAAGUCACCAACUGUCGGCAGAGUCAAUAGCUAAAGACCUCCAAAUUUUAUGUGGCCUUCAGAUUAGCAUAACAUCAGUGCGUAAAGAGCUUCAUGGAAUGGGUUUCCAUGGCUGAGCAACUGCAUCCAAGCCUUACAUCACCAAGUGCAAUGCAGUGGUGUAAAGCAUGCCACCACUGGAGUCUAG